GACGGUAACUCGGCCGAUCGGAUGAGUUUGAAAUUCGUAAGGAGUCUAGCGAAUUUAACGUUAGGAUGCGGAGAUUUCUGUUCCUGGUGGCUCUUGCCGUGUCGCACGAGAUGAUCUACGCAGACCUACCGGAUUGGGUAACACCGGAAAUGACAGAUAUGGUGAAAGACGACAAGAUACGCUGUAUGAACGAACACGGAACGGACGAAGAGAUGAUCGUGAGGGCAAAUGAUGGUGAUCUGGUGGACGAUCGGAAGCUCAAGUGUUACAUGUACUGCCUGAUGGAAUCGUUCGGUUUGGUCGAUACCGAUGGUGAGUUCGAGAUGGAACUUUUGAUUGGCUUCCUGCCGGAGAACCUUCAAGACGUAGCCCGGAACGCGAUGAACGCCUGUGCCGACGAAGGCGGUGAUGAUCCGUGCGAAAAAGUCUACAUGCACUCGCUCUGCAUCUACAAAAGAAAUCCUCAGCUAUGGUUCCUGAUAUAAAUUCAUCGAGCGCUCAAUUCCAUCGCAGCCCUGUCGGAAGGAAGCACGAUGAAUUUCUCCGUGGUACAGCCAGAAACCAAAGUGAUUACGUGGCCAGUGGCGAAGGGCAAGAAAAGGAAAGAAAACAAUAUUCACAAGGGCAAAGGUCCAGAGGGAGGAAGAAAGAAAAUUAUAUACCAAGCAUAAUAGCUAUGUAGAUACACGUGUAUAAAAAUGGUAAUAGGGGAUAUAUGGGAGAAUAGACAGCCUUGUAUGCUACAAGUACAGAAAGGAAUUCCGAGUAAGUUUAA
Cephus cinctus (wheat stem sawfly) is the source of this 775-nucleotide messenger RNA. RefSeq names its product general odorant-binding protein 69a (gene Obp1). The record is from RefSeq and is a predicted model, not a curated record. Bases 66 to 485 code for a protein of 139 amino acids. NCBI's taxonomy places the organism in Eukaryota, Metazoa, Arthropoda, Insecta, Hymenoptera, Cephidae. The transcript has 6 exons. Gene Ontology annotation, molecular function: odorant binding.